AUGGCCAAUGUCGAUGUUAUAGAUCCAUUCCAGGUCAGCGCGGUCAGCAUCGAACAAGCACACUCGCAGCCGAGGCUGAAGAAAGAGGCACUGGUGGUGGUAGAGGAGAGCAACCCAGCUGAAGCCUUGGACAGUGCCAGGCCCCUUGAGGAGACGCCCAAGAUCGAGACACAGCCUGACGGUCGCCCUGCAAACACCCUCCAUGAAGCAUAUCCCAAAUCCAAUGUACAGCUUCUUGACCAUCACAUUGAUGAAGGGAGAAGUCUAAAGGUCGUCAUCAUCGGCGCCGGGCUGUCUGGUAUCCUCGCCGGGAUAUUACUGCCAGUCAAGGUUCCCAAGAUUGAACUGAUCAUCCUCGAAAAGAACGACGACGUGGGAGGGACAUGGCUGGAAAACGUAUAUCCCGGCGUCAGAUGUGACAUUCCCUCACAUGUCUAUCAGUCGACCUUUACUCCAUUCACUCAAUGGUCACAACAAUUCGCCGAGGGCCAUGAGAUUCUGCACUACUGGCAGACCCAGGCCAGGAAGUACGACGUCUACAAGUACAUCAAGUUUGGCCGGCGGGUCCAGGACGUUGACUGGAACGACCAAGACGGCCAGUGGACCAUCACCGGGGUGAAUCCCAAGACCGGCGAGUCUUUCACGGAGAAAGCAGACUUUGUGUUGCCGGCCAUAGGCCGUUUCAAUGAUUGGAGGCUCCCGGCGUACCCUGGAGUGUCCGACUAUCAGGGUCACCUUCGACAUACCUCGAACUGGGACCCGUCGUUUGAUCCCAAGGGCAAGAAGAUCGCCAUCAUCGGCAACGGGGCCAGCGGGAUCCAGGUGCUCCCGAAUCUGCAGCCCCUUGCGAAGCACAUUGACCACUACGCCCGGAGCAGGACGUGGAUUGCCGGCUCGUGGGCCGGCGACGAGCGCACCUUCGAGCCGCAGUGGUACUCGGAGGAGCAGAAAAAGGAGUUUCUCGACCCGGAGAAGUACCUCAAGUUCCGCAAGGAGCUCGAGGACAAGUACUGGCGACGGUUCCCGUCGACGUUCCGCGGGUCCGAGGAGAACCUCGCGAUGCGCGACCGCUUCAUCCAGAUCAUGGCGCAGCGGCUGGCCAAGAAGCCCGAGCUGCUCGACCUCCUCGUGCCAGACUUCAAUCCAAACUGUCGCCGCCUCACGCCGGGGCCGGGCUACCUCGAGGCCCUGACGGCCGACAACGUCACGCUGAUCCAGGACCCCAUCAAGCGCUUCACCGCCACGGGCAUCGAGACCGCCACGGGCGAACACCGCGAGGUGGACGCGGUCCUGUGCGCGACGGGCGCCGCCAUCGACUUUGUGCCGCCCUUCAACGUGCGCGCCCGCGGGGUGAAUCUCAAAGAAGCGUGGCGGCCUCUGGGCGACGGGGAGAAAGUCGACGCCAGCCACUUCGGCUGGCCGUACACGUACCUGGGGCUGGCGGUGCCCGACGUGCCCAACCUCCUGUUCAUCCACGGGCCGCACGGGGCGGGACCGUCGGGAACCGUCCCGCACAGCGUCGAGGUCCAGGUGACGUACUACGCGAAGCUGCUGCGCAAGGUGUCGACGCAGGGCAUCAAGGCCAUGUGGCCGUCGCGGCGGGCGGCCGACGACUUUGUCGCCUACGCCGACGCCUUCUUCCCCACCACCGUGCUGACCGACAACUGCAGCUCGUGGGCCAACGGCGGCAAGCCGGGCGGCCGCGUCCACGGCGUCUGGCCCGGGAGUGCCGGACACGUCACCCUGGUGCGCAAGGAGCCGCGCUGGGAGGACUGGGAGUACGAGUAUCUGCACGAGAGCGGCAACCGGCUCAUUGGCUGGUUCGGCAAUGGGUGGACGAAGAAGGAGAGGGACGACACCGAGGACAUGACGCCGUAUCUGCAGCUCGAGGGCACUGUAGAUCUAAGACUGCUGCAUGAGAAGUGGUGGGAAUAG
Molecule: messenger RNA, 1935 nt
Organism: Fonsecaea monophora
Lineage: Eukaryota; Fungi; Ascomycota; Eurotiomycetes; Chaetothyriales; Herpotrichiellaceae
Exons: 2
Coding region: 1-1935 (644 amino acids)
Molecular function (GO): N,N-dimethylaniline monooxygenase activity; flavin adenine dinucleotide binding; NADP binding
Source: RefSeq, a predicted model, not a curated record